Molecule: messenger RNA, 1737 nt
Organism: Darwinula stevensoni
Lineage: Eukaryota; Metazoa; Arthropoda; Ostracoda; Podocopida; Darwinulidae
Source: the annotation of a GenBank genome assembly
AUGUCCAGGUUUGUUGUGCACUGGAGUGUGCCACAGAGCAUAGCUGCUUUCUACCAGGAAUCAGGGAGGGCUGGACGUGAUGGCAAGCCAUCUCGAUGUCGACUUUACUACUCUCGAUCAGAGAGAGAUGCUGUUGCCUUCCUCUUAAAACAAGACUAUGGGAAAGCAAAAACCACAGGAAAACAGCUUCAGGCUGAAGCCUCCUUCAAGAGCUUUCAACAUGUCAUAAAGUAUGCUGAAGGUAUCAGUUGCCGACAUGCUGCAUUUGCAAAAUUCUUUGGUGAUGAACUUCCAUCUUGCUCAAAUCAAUGUGAUGCCUGUUCAUUGCCAAAAGAUGUUGAGAAGCGACUACAGGAAUUUGAGGAAUCAUUGUUGAGAAAGAGGAAUUUUUUCUCAAAUCCCCUGGCAAUCACUGAGGAGGAUGCAGAUCUAUAUGGUGGAGGACGCAAUGGUCAGAAGAGAGAUGAAGAACAUAAUUGGACAGGGGAGAGGAAUUCACAUAAGUCAGCAGAGCAAAAGCAGCUGGAAAAGGUGAUAAAGAAUCAAUUCAAGUUGAGACAACAUCAGAAGACAGAGGAGGGUGGACUGAAAGACAAAACAAGCAUCAAGGAUGACCAAACAUAUCGAGUGGGUGCAGCUUCAAGCUCCUCAGUGAAAAUACCUGGACUUACAGCCAGCAGUCGGGAAGAUUACCUGAAUCUACUGGAAGAAACAUUGAGACGAAAUGCAAAAAGUUCAUGUGACUCUGGCUCUCCACCCCUGGCAGAUGUAUAUAUCACAGAGAAUGCCAUCAAGGCUGAAUAUGGCAUUUUCACUCAAAAUAAAGUGAUAACGAUGUACAGAAGAGCAAUGGUUUUCUUGAUGAAUGAGAUCAAGAAAGCAACACAAGCAGGAAACAGGCAUCUGUGUUUGACAGGAUGUGAGGAGACAUCCUCAAUGACUGAAGAAGUGGCUGCAAAACCCCUUGUAGAAUCAUCUUCAUCUCUCUCUGAUUCUUCUGGAAAUGAACACGUUUCAUGUUUUCAGAAAAGAACUUCUCUGUUCCUGGCUGAUCGUGAUGAGUUGCUUUGGAAAUUCCAACCACCACAAGAGCAUAUUGAUGGGACCCGAAGCAUGUCCCCCAUUGAGUGUGAAAGAUGUUCCACUUCUCCUAUUCACAGUCCAGUGACAAAGGAAGAGCUUCAUUCACCUUUUAGUCAGCAAGAAAUGUCAUGUGCCUUGACAAAUGUUAGCAGUGAGACAUUCAUCCCUUCACACUUGAUAUCAGCCAAUCACCUGAGAACAGGGGAUUGUGGAUUUGUGAAGGAAAACUCCAAUUCCUUGAAGCGCAAACGAGUUUCUGAUACUUAUAUCAGGAAAAAGGCUUGUGCGACAGUCACUUCACUUGGUCUCUCCAGUACUCCAGAAUCUGCUUCUGGAGAGACUCCUAAAAGAGACCUUUCAGAGCCAGGUCUGAAGAAGACUCAGGUUGCAGAUUGGAUGGUGUCACAUUUAAUGCCAUAUUUCAAGGCUGGUAGGAUUUCUGACAAGCAACUUUUCAAGGGAUUGGCAAGGUCACUUUCUCAUAAAUUCCUCAGCUCUGCUUUCUCCAAAGAUACAACUGGUGCUGAGGAGAUGGUGAAGACAUUCUUUGAAGUCUGCCCUGCUGUGAAGUGUGAGGAUGACUAUACCCUCCUCAGCUGAGGAAUGAGUGGAUCUGAUUGUGCCUGAAGUUAUGGAUGAACGAACAAAAGUAAA